Messenger RNA from Porites evermanni, 15201 nucleotides. NCBI's taxonomy places the organism in Eukaryota, Metazoa, Cnidaria, Anthozoa, Scleractinia, Poritidae. The record is from the annotation of a GenBank genome assembly.
AUGGAAAGCGAGGACAGCGCUUCGAGUUCCUCAGUCUCCGGAACUGAAACAGAAACCCAGCCGAAAGAUAGUGAUGUCGAGGCGGGAUUCACAGCUCGCCCUUACCAAGUGGAAUUACUAGAAAGGGCUCUGGAAAGAAACACAAUCGUUUGUCUCGGAACGGGAACUGGAAAAACAUUCAUCAGUGUAAUGCUAAUAAAGGAACUCUCUCACCAGAUCAGAGAAAUCUACGACAACGGUGGAAAAAGAAGUUUCUUCCUCGUUAAUACAGGUUAGAAAGUAUUUGUUUACGUUUUGUGUUAAAUGGAGGGGGUGGAGGUGAGGUUUGUACGGGCUGUAUGUGUAGCGUACCGGUGUCGUUUUCAAUUUGCGAUAUAGAGUGUUUUCACUCACGUGGCCAGCAUUAUGCAAAUUUAUUGUAACAAAAGAAAGCGUUUGCAUAAGAAAAGAGUUCAACUCCCAGGGGACUGGUUUAGGACACCAACAUGGCCGGCGUUUCAUUGUUUUGGGACACCAAUAUGGCCGCCGUGACGUCAUGUGAAAACACUCUAUUCUCUUAAAUUUGAUCUUAAAGUGAUUCGCUGGUUUGCACUGCGCAUCUCUUACAGCACAAAACAAGAUGGCCGCCGUGAAAAAGAGUAUCUGACGUAACAUUACUAAAAUGGAGUUAACUGAAGAGAAAUGCUAUUGGAAUUUUCGCUUGCGGUUGUUUCUUGUCGAGAUGAAACUCAAUGUGUUGGAAAUGUGCAUAACGUAAGCAGUACGUACGCGUGUUGCUGAGUUCGACUCCCUCACGGACAAGCUCAAUACACUUUGAUUUUCAUUUAAGCGCCAUCUUUAUUACAUUGUGUCCUAACUGUGAUAUCUCGAUGCAAACCCGGUAAAAGGGGGUUUUCUAAUGCUUUCUUCCCCCUUCCACAUACAUGCCACUUUGAAACUCGUUCCAGUCCUCUCUCAAAAAUAGGAGGUAAUACAUAUGGUGCGCACUUUCUGCAGCUCUACCGCAAAAACGAGUGCGGUGAUCCCCAUUUUUUAUUUCACGAUCUUAAUAGGAACAAUGCUUCCUUUCCAUGAAAAAAAAUUGGCAUAAAUCUGUGUUCAGUUUUUUUCAACAAUUUUACUAAAUUGUACGGAUCGAGCUAUAAUGGGUCAAAUAGCGCGUGUGCCAAAUAAGUCUACUUUGAGGUGUAAAGUAAAACCAAGGGCAUUAAAAGGCGUUUUGUGGUACCUAAGUCGAUAAACAAUACAUUUAAGUCAAAUUCUGUACGAAACCACAUGCAUUAUCGAAAAAAGUCUCACAAUUUUGUCUAGUUUAGUCUGCGCGCGGUUUUUGCCAAAGGGUCUAUAAAUAGCCGUAUUUGUCAGCAUAUUUGUGACGUGAAAACGAGCUGAGUGAUCCCCACCUUUUAUUACAUUUUUAUAAUCUUCUUGACUUGUUACAUCAGUGUACCAAGUUUCAUCUACAAUCUAUGUUAGGUUCUUUUACUAGGGAAUCACCCUUAAUUGCACUGUAAUUUGAAUUAAAAUUUUUUGGCUUUUAAAAUCAGUACAGUAUGUGGACCUUGGUCCGCACGAAAAAAAGACGUAAAUGAGUAUUUCUUAUCUUAGAAGAGGAGUAGUGAGCUGAAACAUUUAACUAACUUGUGACAAACCGACAGCUUCUGAGCUUUGCCGAAAACCCUGCAUCAUAGAAAAUGACCGCUCCGUUUAAAGGUCCCUGGUCCGACCAGUGGUUCCUCGGUCCGGCCACUUGUACCCCGGCAUGCAAACUGUGCGCAAAAAGAAACGUUCCAAGCACCAACUGAUCUAAAUUCCUGUAUAUUUUCUAUAGGCAUCAUUUUUACUCCGAAACCAAAGUGAGAUUUCUGUGCCAAGAGCUAUAGUUUGGUCUCAUGUGCAUGAAGAAUUAAUAGUUUCGCUUCUGUGCGAAAGUGUGUCGUGCAGUUAUGAUGCGACGGCAGCGAAAUCGCCACAUUUUAAAUGAAUUCAGUCAAAGUUUAGAGGCGGAGAAAAAAUUAAUUUGUCGUCGCUUGUCAAAAAAAAAACUUUCCAUCAGGAAAUUUCAUGCAGCAACGGCAAAGAAAUCCGACCGACAAGCAUGCGUCAUCAUCCACGUACAGUCCGUGCGGAGUAAUGUUUUGCUGGUUAAACCCUUUAAGCCCUAGCCUGAGAAAACAGCCGACAUUUGGCGACGUUACCACUGCUUUCCCCGCCAAGUGACGUCUGAGAUACAAGCGCAGAAAUUCCAUACUGAUAAUCUGGGUAGUGCUUCUGAUUGGUCGUGCCGCGUGGGAAAUUUGAUUCAACCUCCGCUUUAAUAUUGAAAGUGCUUUACUGAAAAUGUGACUCAUAGUCGAAAGAUCCUCACUUCAAUUCAUAAAUCUUAAUUUACAAUGAACUAAACGAAGCGAAAACUAAACUUUCUGAGGCUCUCCCUUUUCAAUCACUAUUUGGCUAGGGCCAAGUACGCAAAAUUUACUUGAGAAUAUUGUCUAAAACUUUGGUUUCAAAAUUCAACCUGUCGACCGAAUUUUUUUUUUGCACUUUGAAAUUAAAGAACAUUUCUUGUACACCAUGUACACCAAAAAAUUAGCUUUCUUAACGCACUUAAUCGCAUAUGCGUGAAUUAAAAAUAUAUCCAAAUAAUUAAAGGCGCCAUAAAAAGACAAAACUUACAGAACAAAAUUCACCUGUGUUCGUGUUAACUUGAUUUUCCAGCCUUUCCUAACAUGAGGACAACCUCUAAUCGAGCCUAAGAAGGCAAACAGAUCAUUAAAAACUCGGAAAUUUUUUUUGUAUUGUAACCUUAUUUUCUUCCCGAAAAUUUCAUCGCAAAGUAAAACCGGCCGGACCAAGGACCACCAAUGCAGACGUACUGUACAUUCUCGAACACGCUAAGAUUUACACCACAAGUCACCUAGCAUUCACUUAUUAACAAAUAUGUAGCCCCUGCGGCAAAGUGAGAACUAGCUUUUGCCUCUAAUAUUCCCUAAGUUUGUAUAAAUUUCGUAGGCAUUUAAAUAAUCAUAGCAUUUUGUAAUGUAAACAACCAAAACCGAUCAAACUUAUAAUCAUCAGCUCUUUCCUUUGAAGCUGUCGACAACCAUAACUCAUGAUAACUGCAAAUUAUGUUAUUUGGGAACUGUACAAAAAACCUUAGAUUAACAAAUUUUUACAGUGGUUCUUUUGACCAGCUACUAUAUUUUAUUUUCUCUCAGUUCCUUUAGCCAUCCAGCAAGCCAGGGUGAUUAAGAAACACACAGAUUUGAAGGUGAAGCAUUACGUUGGCGAGAUGGGAGUCGACUUCUGGGACAAAAAUAAGUGGGAAAAUGAGUUCAAUGAAAACAAUGUUUUGGUGAUGACUGCCCAGAUUUUUCUCAAUCUUCUACUCCAUGGUUUCAUCAAACUUUCGCAAGUAAAUCUUCUGAUAUUUGAUGAAUGCCAUCAUGCCAAGAAGAGUCAUCCAUACAAGCAAAUUAUGAACCGCUUUGUUGGUUGCCAAGAAACUGACUAUCCAAAGAUCAUGGGUCUAACAGCAUCCGUAGUAAAUAAAAAGGUGAAACCAGGGAAAAUUGAAUCUGAAAUCCAAGAACUGGAAUGCACACUGAGGUCAACAUGCGAGACAAGUCAAGAUGAACAUGUUGGGAAGUUUGCUUCAAAACCAAAUGAACAGAUCAUUCAGUUUUCAAAUGCUAACUUUGACGACAGCACAAUCAUCUUACUUCAAAAACUUCAAGAAGUUUUAAGACCAGAAAUAAACCACCUUGGUGACUAUGAAGUGCAAGGGAAUGGUGUAUCAUUGGCUGCUCACUCGUUUGCCUUGUCGGCACUGACUGAGUGUCAAGAGAUUUUAUCAGAAAUGGGUCCCUGGGCUGCCAACAAAGUUGCAGGAUACUUAAUCAAGGACCUACAAGGUAAAGUGGCGGAUCCAGACCUUCAGAUAAGGGGGAGGGGGGGGGCAGCCAUCCUGACCCUGAGAUAUGGGGAGGGUGGCCGGUCUCCAAAAAGGGGCGGGGGGGGCAGGCCCUUCCCCUGGAUCGGCCACUGAAGGUAUGGUCUAAAUGGCAGGGUUGUCAAGCAGUAACCAGUGGUCCCCUCGUUUUUUGUUGUUGUUGUUUUUUGUCUUCAUUCAAACCAUAUUGUGGGUUCCUCCAAUUUUUAAUUUCUUCGAGUGCAGCCUUGAAGGGCAUGAUAAAAAGCAUACUUAAGAGGACCUUAACAAUUACAUAGCAAAGCAUAAGUAAUUAAAAAUUGAAAUAACUGCUUGUUCAAAGUAAUGGUUUUAUAGUGUUAGACCAUUAUUUUUUUGUUAUCAUCUCAACUUAGAAACAAGUAAUUAUAAAGAGAUUUUAUGCCUUUUCUUGAUAUUGUAAUACUGCAUAGAAUUUUUCGUUGUAAAUAAGGGUAGGAACUUUUUUUUAGUUUUUAUAGACAGAGCAUGCAUGUUUCAAGACUGCAAGGAAGGAAGAAUGUUCUGUGAGUUUAGCAAAACACAGCUGCAACAAGUACAAGGUGUUUAUAACAAUUAUACAUCCACUCUUGGCAGUGGGGAGACUGGCAGCACUGAAAAGUUAUACGUAAUGCCCAAAGUAAAGGAGCUGUUGUCUGUUUUAAAAAAAGAAUAUGGGAAUGCACAAAACAGUGGUGAGUUAGUCAGUUUCGAUAAUUGUAACAAAAUGCUUGCAAAUAGACUCACAUUUCUUGCAUUUAUAUAUCUUAAAGCUGUCCCAGUAAUUAAUUUCAUCUAAAACUAUCCUUCCUUUGGGUGGAAGCGAAGUGUCCUUGACAUUUUUUAAUCUGAUAUGAAGCAAAGGGAAUCAAGAACAAAUGCAAUCAACACUAAACCACCUAGGUAAAGAACGUGCGUUCCCUAUUAGAAUGCAUUGCAUGGUCCCAUAUCUCAACCCAGCCUGCUGCAAAAAAGUGUCCCCAUUCUGAAAUCUUACAGCCUACUCAUGAAAAAAGGAUUUACGUAGUAGUAUUUCCGAACCUGUGAGCAAGCUCCCUUGGGGAUAUCUGGGCUCCACACGGAAGAUAAAACAACUUUUUGACUCAGUGGAAUGAAGACACCGCAUAGAAUUGGGGUAAUGCAUUGCGACUGAAAUGCUUUUAGACUAAGUAGAUGAGGUUUGGGGGAGGUUCUUCCCUUCCCCUAAAUCCUAUCCCCCAAACCAAGAGAAAAAGUAGAGAGAAUAAGAGAGCAUGUUCACAGACUGCCAAACACGUGGCUGUGUCCAAGCCUUAAGCUUUUGUCCUUUGCUCCUCACAGACCGUCUUGAGUCUCAUCUUGGGUUUCUUGAUUUGAAAAGAACAGAAUGCAUCAGUCUGCAGGUUGGACGUGCAAUGAAAAUCUUCACUAGCGUACUAUUGUUUUUUGUUUAUAGAGAACAAGCUUUGUGGCAUAGUGUUCGUAGAAAGGCGAUGCACAGCACUGGUACUCAGCGAGCAGAUAAACAUUGCUGCAAAAUCAGAUCAUGAGUUGUCCUUCAUCGAAAGCAGCUUUGUGAUUGGCCAUGGCACAGGUGGAAAGGCUAAUUACUCCAAUGAAACAGAGAUGAACUUCAAAAAGCAAGAAGAGGUAUUGCGACAGUUCAGGCUCCAUGAAUUCAACCUUUUGAUCGCAACUUCUGUUGUUGAAGAAGGAUUGGAUAUCCCAAAGUGCAACUUGGUGUGCCGGUUUGAUUUUCCAAUGACACUACGCUCCUAUGUGCAGUCAAAAGGCCGAGCACGUGCCAAGGAUUCCAACUACAUUGUUCUUGUAGAUAAAAAGGAUUAUGUGGAAAAGCGAGGCGAAUUGGAGGUUAGCGAUCAGCUCUUUCUUUUUAUUCUUAGGGUACAUAAAAGUGACUAUUCACUGUGUGAAGAAGAAUGUUCUUGCUAUGUAAGAAUACAUUGUACUUCCAACAACGUCUUUAAAGGGUUAUUUGUUCUCUUCUUUCUUGUCCACGACGGAUUUUAAUUACCAGCAAAGAGGUAGUAAGAAGUCAUCAUUUUCCAACUUGCUUUCUGUUCAGUGAAAGUGAACACUGCUGUUUUUAAACAGUUUAAAAAUUGUCAUUUCGAUCAAGUCACUCUGUGUCAGCAGCUUCUUAGAAUCCAACUUCGAUAACUCCUCUUACGUUGCUAACGUUAAAACGCCUUCCACUUGUAACGCACAUGUGAUUCAGGAACAGUAGGUAAACAGUAGGUAAACAGUAGGUUUUCGACAACAAAAAUUGUGCUGUUUGCGUCACAAUUUAUACUUAGAACUAUUAACUUGUUGGCAUGAAUGGUGUCUCAGUUGAACAGCCGUGUUCAUAUAGUCACAUUAUAUGCUUGCGUAUUUUUUGCCCCAUUCCUAGACUAACAAUCAGCUUUGGAUAACAGUGUGUUGCUUUUAAUCGUCAGAUGAUGCGUGAAAUUGAGAACUGUCUGUCAAAGAAGUGCCAUGGCCGCAAAGACGGAUGAUUUCUCCUCACACUUCUUCACCGUCCGCGCCUGUCAAAGAAUGGAGGUAUACUUGGACUCUUGGCAUGUCCUCGUUAUCAGUGGUACCUCUUGUCGCAAAGAGAGGAAUCCAUGUAAUAUUACGUAGCUUAAGCAAACACAUUUUUGAGCAACGCAUAUCAACCGGAAGUAGACUUUCUACAUUCUUGGGCAGUGGUUUUGCCCAAAUUUUCUAGCCUGCGUUACUGGCAGGAUUGUUGUGCACGAAGCAAGAGCGAAGCCGCAAGGGAAAAUCCGCCUGCCACAUUUCUUAUGGGUUUUGAAUGCCGUCCACUUUUGUCACUUGGUUGAAACUAUUUGAUUUAAUAAACAGUGUAAUACGAAACUGGCAAAAAAAAUUAAAACAUACUAGAGAAUCAAGUCAUGGACAAAACAACUACAUGUAGCAAGUUAUUAAGGAUCCAGGCAGAGUGCAGCUACUCAAAACUGAAGAAACUAAAACCUCUAUUAAAACCUUUAUUUAGAAUCCUCCACCCGUUUUUCUGUGCCAGUUUUCAAUGAUCAAGCGCUCUUUUGAUGUUAACCUCGGAUGGAUCGUGGAGUUUGCAAUGCAUGACAAAAGGUGACAGAAAAGAUGGGCUUUUGUUAUAGAGCCAAUUUCCUGUCGUAAAACGAGAUUAGCUUCACAUUUAACGGGAAAAAGCCUCACUUCCGGUUGCUGUGCGUGGCUGAAAAUCGCCUUGGCUUAAACUCCCUAUUGGCUUUUUUAGGGCUGCCAACUGCUUAAUUGUGUUUAGUUCAGUUGGUCUUGUUUUUGUUGUUCACCUUUAGGCUGGUAAACGAACUCGCUCUUAGGCAGCGUUCACACUUGGUUCCCGGGCACGAUGCCCAAGUACGGUACUCACUGGGCACUAAUGUGAACACACCCUUUUUUCUAGUGCCCACCCUAGAAUUUGGGCACAGUGCCGGUGCCCGAGUACAAGGUCUCGACCUUGUACUCGGGCGCAAAAGUGGGCACCGGGUCCCUGUGUGCACACAAUUUUUGUAAGUUCCGGGCAGUCCACUGCUUUGUUCUCGCUGCUAAGCUCAUGUUUGAAAAUGGCGUCUGACAGGGCGAAAUGGGGUAACUAUGUACACAGACACAUAUCGGGUACUCAAAGUGUGAACACAACACCAUUUUGUGCCGGUACCCAGGCACUGGUUCCCGAGCACCAAGUGUGGACAGCCCCUUAGGCUACUUGGUUCCCGGGUCCACUGCCUGCGGGUACUGGUUGAAAAUGGCAUUGUGUUUACACUUUUGGUUCCUGAUAUACAACUGUGUACACAUUUUUCCCUGUCAAAAGUUAUUUUGAAACGUAAGUGAAGCAGAAAGGUAUGGAAAAGCAGAGCAGUGGAUUCCCUCGAAAUGAACAGAAAACGUGUGCACAUAGGGAGCCUGUGCCACUUAAUUGCCCCAAGUACAAGGUCUCGUGCCAGGGCACUAAGUUUGAACACAGCCGUAGUAAAUAUGCACUGCAGCGGAGAUUUCAACCCCCCUGGUCCCCCCAAAACACACCACUUUAGGUGCCUGCCCAGCUAACCCUUAUGCCGCUUUAGACGUUCGCGCCUUACGUGAACUGGUAUUAUUUAGACAGUGGACUAGGCUGCAAAGCUGUGCGUGCAAAUGCUGAGUACAUUCUCUUUCUUUUAGACUAAAUAUUCUCUGAACUGGACUGUUUCCCUAUCUUAAUAUACUUCAGGUACUGUUCUAUGUUGCCAAGUGACAGAUUCACACACCUCAGCCCAGUUUACAAGAUAGAGGAAGUUGAGGAAGAUGGAAAAAAACUAUAUAAGUGUGAACUGGAACUGCCAAAUAACUGCCAGCUACGGAGAACUAUAUGUGUGAGUGCAAGUAAAAUCACUGCUCUGACUUUAGCAUAGUAAAUUGAAGAUAAACUUGUUACCUUUAAUAAUAAGCGGUAUCGUAAGCUUUAGGCCUUCCAACCUCGUCAAAAAAUAUCAAAAGUGGCUUAUUUGCUGAAGCAUCUUCAAUAAACGUAUGUACUCGAAAAGCGUUCAAUGAUUCAGAACGAUCGUAGUUCCAUUUCGACAGUACACGGUCAAUUCAUCUUUUCCUGAGAUCCAUAAAUUAAUACACUUGACAACUUUUUUUUCUAUUCCAACAGGGCAAGGCGAUGCCAAGAAAAAGCCUCGCAAAAAUGGCUGCUGCUCUCUACGCCUGCAUAGAGCUUCACAAGAUUGGCGAACUUGAUGAUAAUCUCUUGCCAGUCCGCAACUUAUCAGAUGAUGAAAGUGAAUCGGAAGAAGAGGACGAUGAGUCUCCUGGAAAGAAACGAAAGAAAGCAGGAACAAAGAAACGAAAGCGAGUUUAUGAAAGAAAGGUAAGGAUAAUCCAGGGCAAACUUCUGCGCUAACACAAAACAACACGGUUGUGAUGCAGACACUUUUUUUCGGUGCAUAAUAUACGGGGCACGAGAUAAGCGUUGCGCGUUUACUCGUCGCCCCCCUCGACGAGCACCACUCUUAAUUUUUCCUGCACCUGCUACGAAAUCCAUGUAACGUGCCCUCAACAUUUCUUAAUAGGGCGGUAAGACAACCACGAUUGCAAAGACAGCGAACACAUCGUUUGUUAAGUGCAUUCGCGUUCUUGAAAACGUUAUCGCGAUUAAUCCAAGUCAAUUUGUCAAAUGCAGGCAAAUUCUUCAGGAGUAAAAUCCUUUGGAGUUUAUUUAGGUCCAAGGAGAGAAAUAAAAUAUUAUCGUCGUUUGUCAGGUCCUAUGUUAACACACUGGGAAAUUUCACGUCGUAUUCGUAGAGUGUCAGUAAUGAAAUGAUGCUCGUACUGAGUUGUUGUUUUGCUUCUUGAACCUAUUGCUUUUCUCCUAAUCCUAAUAUCGUCGCCGCCGUGGUUGCUCAAACUCCAUUUUGAAGCACCUAUAGAAAGACAUAGCACUUAUCUGCAGGGCCUGGGGAUUUAACUCUUGGUCUUAUACGUUACUGGGCUGAUCACUUAGAACGGACAGUCAGCAUCAAAACUGGCCUGCGUGACACGUGUUUCGCUCGAGUUAUGGCGCGAAAGUUGUCCCGAGAACAAAAAAGAAGAGGAAGGGGAGAAAAGGGAAUUUUUAGGUUUGCUUCGCAAGCGUUUUCUCUUCUCCCCUUCCCCUCCCCCACCUUCCACUUUUUUCACCCUCUUUCCAACUUUCGGGCAGCAACAGUUCGAGCGGAAACACUUUCCAUGCAGGCAUGUGAGAUGGAGGGGAAGAGCUAAACAUUGAAGUACUGAUGGAGGUUGGCAUCUUUCUAAGGGCACAUACGAUGUCUUUCUCGUACGUUCAUGUCAAGCGCCAUGGCUCACUUCCAUCAUAUUUGUACGUAAUGUAGUUCUUUCUUUUCUUUUUGCUUAAUUAGGUCCCUCAGGUCUUCAAAGGUAGCUUGCCACGGGAGAAUCAGCCCCAGUAUCUCACGGCCAUCACUAUAACCAUCACCAAACUCACUAACCAACAGGGCCUAGACGUGAGCCAGCGAUACUUUACAAAUGGUGUCUGCCACCUGUUUGGUUUAUUGACGAAUGUUCCAAUUCCAGCGGUUAGUUCUAGUUCAGUCAGAUGUUAGCUUUGAUAGUUGGCUGCUGACGCCUUUGUUCUCGGGUAAAACUUUAAUCCUUUAUCUCUCAAGAGAGUCUAAAAGCCUGAAAAAUAGCGUCAAAUUUCAUUUUCGAAGAUAAAUAAAUAUUACAGCGUGAAAGAAAUGUCAUAAAAAUGUUUCAUUUUGAUUUGAGUAGUUACAGCCUAAUUCAUCAGAAAUUCACAGUGUGGAGCUGGCAAUGAAAUGGUGCAACUGAAUUUAAUAUGACGUGUUACUUCAGAUAAACAUUACGAUCAUGAUUAUACAGGUUAUACUAGAAGAACCUGAUUGAUUGAUUGAUUGAUUGACUGAUUGAUUGCCGGACUGAUUGUGGAUUCAAUUAUAAUUGAUUAAUUGACGUUAUUUAUUUUAAUCCAAAGGUGAGAUCAUUGAAACUUUAUCCCGACUUUGGAGAAGUGACAGUAACGAUAAAAUGUCACAAGUCACCAUUGGGCGCAGGGAUUGCAAGACAAGACUUGAAAACUAUUGAAAAAUUCCACUGUUUCUUGUUCAGCCAAGUUCUUUGCGAGCCCGUGAAAUUUAGACCCAAAGGGUUCAAUGGCAGUACAGACGGUUACUUUGUAGUUCUGACGAAAAGUAAUGGAUUUGACGUGGACUAUGAUUCUAUGCGCCAUGCUUUAACAAGGCAAACUUCACUGGAGCGAUCAACCGGUGAAUUUAACAGAAUUGACGUUGACAUGGUGGUCUCAAAAAAUUACAUGGAUUCUGGACAAACAUUUUCGGUUGUAAGAGUACGCCAUGAUCUGAGUCCUAUGUCACCCUUCCCAGACAAAUCCAAAGCCAAAACCUAUGAAGGCUACUUCCGGGAGCAUCAUGGAAAGUCUUUUACAACCAUGAAACAGCCUCUUAUUGAAGUAAAAGGCAUUUGUGGAAGGGUGAAUUUCCUGGUGGACAGAAAGGUGGCAGUCAAGAAUAAGCGCGACGUUAUUGGUCUUUUCCCCGAACUAUGCAACGUACUGCCUAUUUCUGCUUCCCUUCUCAGUGUGUCUCUGAUCCUGCCGUCAAUUUUACAUCGUGUGAACGCGCUACUGCUUGUUGGUGAUGUCAAGGAAAUGGUCGCUGGAGUGCGUGACAACACAGAUGAAUCUAGCCUCCCUUCAGUUGGUGCUGGUAAUGCUAACGAUGGAAAGAGUUUACUCCGCAAUCACAAGGACAGCUUCUCAUCGAAGACGGACGUGGGUCAGGAGGAUUAUAGUGAUGACGAUGUGGAUGACUUUCCAGAGCUGUUUUCAGAUUUAAAACCACUGUUCAGUGGAAACCGAAGGGCUGCUGUUCAUCCCGACUCCGCUCUUGUACUUCAAGCUUUGACCACAACGCACAGUGCAGACGCCUUUAACCUAGAGAGGCUCGAGAUACUUGGAGACGCUUUCCUAAAGCUGGCGGUUUCACUUCACCUCUAUUGCACCUACCAUGACAAAGAUGAAGGGAAACUGACACAGCGCAAGAAAAGACAGAUCAGCAAUUUGGCGCUGUAUCGAGCGGCUAAAAAGACUCUUUUAGCAGGGUAUCAACAGAGCACGCAACUUGCACGUGAUGUAUGGUGUCCCACGGGAUGUCAGCACGGUAGUGCUGAAUCAGAUGUUUUGACGUCUAGUUCAGAAGCUACAGAAAUGGAAGGUGUUGAUGACGGUAACGCUGAAGAGCAGGGCUUUGGAAGCAGGCGAGACAAGUGUAAUACUCAGGUCAUAAAAGACAAAGCUGUUGCUGACAGCAUGGAAGCUCUCAUUGGAGCGCAUUUGAUUUGCUGUGGUUACACCGGAGCACUUCGUUUCAUGAAGUUCCUGGGUCUUGAGGUUCUUCCUAAGAAUGAUGGCAUCGACGCGGACAUUGGUGAGCUCGCUGAGAAGAGCAGAGAAAGGUCUGGGUGUUAUGCCAGAUUUUGGCCUGAGCAAGCAAACAAACCAGGAGCUCACCUAAGUCAAGAUAUGGUGGCACGGAUGGUCUCUGGCUUGGAGAAUUUUGAGCACUCCAUUAAGUACACUUUCAAUUCCAAAUUGCGUCUGGUAGAAGCUUUGACACAUACCUCGUAUCACCCUAACCGCGUCAAGCUCUGUUAUCAAAGAUUGGAGUUCCUUGGAGACGCCUUGUUGGAUUUCCUGGUAACACAACACCUUUACUUCCGCCAUGAAAAAUUGUCACCCGGUGACCUGACGGAUAUUCGCCAGGCUUUGGUAAAUAACAAUAUCAUUGCAACCAUUGCUGUGAAAUACGAGUAUAACAAGUAUUUGAAGGAGAUGUCUCCGGAUUGGUUUAGAUCCAUCGACAAUUUUAUUACUAGAUUGGAAGACAAAGAAAAAGAGAAUACUAACCCGGUAGGUGAAUUUAAAGUCUUCGUCUACCUUUAAUCGAGGUUGACAUUCUCUUUGCUGCUUUUUGAUUGUUAUGUUUGUUAGCCGCCAUUUUAAAAACCCAUCAGAGAACACCGGGUACCAGCGUGAGGAGCUGUGUUUUAUGUGGUCGUUUGGGUGAUCAAUAUAAGCAACACCUACCAAUCACAGCACAUGUUGGCUGGCCAAACAAUUGCAGACAUCGUAGCAGGGAAAACAGGUUCUCAGGUUCCCAAACAUUUCUAGACAGGAAAAUGUUGUUCUUUCACAUGUUACUGGCCCCAGUUUUGCUAGCCAGGAAUGUCAGUUCAGUUAGAGCUUCAGUCAGCAAGCACUUGUUUCAUUAACAGUGCAGGUGUAAGUAAAAGGGGAACACGGGUAGUGCAGUGGUGAGAGCACUCGCUUUCCACCAGUGUGGCCUGUCCCGGCCCGACAUCAUACGUAGGUUGAGUUGUUGGUUCUCGUUCUGGCUCCGAGAGGUGAGAGGUUUUUCUACGGGGGCUUCUGCUCUUCCCUCUCUUCAAAAACCAACACCAUCAAAUUGCACUUCGAUCUGGAACACACGAACACUUUCGAAAGUGUUCUUCGCAGGUCCUAGGUCUUUCUUGGGUAAACAUAUUACAUUUUUUACAAGUAACCUACAGCUCCACUUUAUCUCCAUUCUAAAUGACUGAAUAGGCCAUUAGCACGUAGGCGGCAUUAAGCUGCAGCUAUCAGGAUCCACCAGAGUUUUUUCUUGUUCAGGUUACUACUAGGUACACUAGGUAUGGCAAAUGAGGUGCAGGCGACAAAAAGUAGUGGAGUAGUUAAAAGAGAUUGAAACAUCUUUAUCCGAGAUUCCCUUCUUCAUAUUAUUCUAGUUCCUGGUGAAUCUUUAGUGUUCAUUAACCAAAGCGAAAAAAGACGCUGGGAUUUUCUUUGUAUUUCACAGGGGAUUGCAGAUCCAUUUAUUAUCGUAUCUGAACAAGACGAAGAAGGGAUCGAAGCUCCCAAGGUCCUGGGUGAUAUUUUUGAGUCCGUGGCUGGUGCAGUGUUUUUGGACAGCGGUAUGGAUUUGACCAAGGUCUGGGGAGUGUACUACCGCAUGAUGCAACCUUACAUCGGUAUGACAUCAUUUUUCAAAGUUAGAUAAUGUCCCCUACUGGUGACCCGACCCACCAUUUGUACGUGCAUGGUCACCCGAGCCCUAAAGGACUAGUCCCCGUAAAGUAUUAGCAAAGACGGUACCUCCUUUCUCAAUAUAUUAAAGACCUUGUAUAUAAUCAGAUGUUGAUUUGACGAUUGAACGCGCGACCUUCUCCCAAAAAAUUGGGGGAGGGGGUACAGUUUGUGGAUUGGCUCCGUUCAGGAUGUUUAACUCUAAUAUGACGGCUAUUUAUUAGAGCGGUCGCGCUACCAAGCCACAAUAUGAAGGGCACCAUUCUUUAGACAAAAGGUAAGUCUUUGUCGUUUUUGAAAAUUUUCAGUGUGCGCGCAUGUACGUUAAUAACAGGGAGCUCCCUUUAAGGGUUGAAACGAAUUUAAGCGGUGCCACAAAUUUUCUGACGAGCGUCCGUCAUUUUAUAGUGGUUUCUCCCGGAAAGAUCCCACUCUUGAGACCCGCGCUUUACCAACUAAGCUUACAGUGCUGUGGUUUGAAAACUCAUUUCUCAAAGUUUCCGUCUCAUAUUGAAUAAAAACUGUUACUGUUAACUUGACCAUUUUGAUACUUUUGCAUGUUACCAUGGUCAAACUCAUUCAACAGGCUGCAACAUGAACUAUUACCAUUCGCACUAUAUUAAAGAAAUAAGUAUUUGUUCUUUGUCAGACCAAUAUUCCGAAAACAUACCGAUCAAUCCCAUCAGGCGCGUGUACGAAGAGGACAACAAACGGAAAUUUAGGUACGUGAGUGAUAAAAUAUACAUAUUCCUGUGCAGGAUAUACGAGGUCCUGAAAAAAGGACUUGUUGCUCUCAACUCAUACUGUUCGUUUUAUAGGUUUUUACUGCUUUCUCUCUUUUGCAUGAUUUUUUCAAAAGUACAUUCAAAAGUGCAUUUCUGAGUUUGAGGAUGACCUACUCCAAAAUGUCAAAGCAUGAACCACUGUCACCCAAAGUUACGAAAACAUAUUUAUACGGACGGAAGGUUAUACGUGUGUUCAAUCAUUAGUCACCAAAAAUAAUUAACCAGCUGUGUUGAGAAGAAAAGAUACUGUAAUACUAGAAACAAAGAGAGAGAAUCACUUUCACUGAGAUAUUGAUUCCAGAUUAGUUUCAUCGGCAGCAGACAAAAACAGGUACUUACAUAGAGGCAAUACACUGAAAGUUGCUUACAAGUUGACUCCAACGAAACUAGUUUUCUAGGGCUGCGACCCCAGACAAUCUUUAAAGGACUGCCCUUAUCACACGGAUGGUCGCAGAAGACAAACUACAAACUGUGUAGCUUGUAACAAAAACAAUCGUUUAAGGGAUGCUGUUUCCUUAAUCAUUUAUCAAGUGAGUUGACAGGGAAAAUUGGCCAUUGUAAUUCUAGAAACAAAGCGAUGGAGAAUCACCCACACUUAGCCAACAUCGACUCAAGACUGGGUACAUCAUCAGCAACAUUUUCAACGACUGCUGACUUCAGAGAUAGGCGAACUCAUUUAUAUAAUUUCUGUUUAUAUCUUUAGCAAAGCCGAAGUUCUUGCCGAUGGAAGAGUCAGGUGUACUUUGAAAGUUCGCUGGGGUAAGUUCGAUGGUUAUGGCAAAAACUUCAAAAUUGCCAAGGCAACCGCUGCCAAGCUGGCAGUGCAGGCGCUUGACAAGAACAAGUCAAGGAAGUAG